Molecule: messenger RNA, 3542 nt
Organism: Thrips palmi
Lineage: Eukaryota; Metazoa; Arthropoda; Insecta; Thysanoptera; Thripidae
Product: GRB10-interacting GYF protein 2
Exons: 11
Coding region: 645-2156 (503 amino acids)
Source: RefSeq, a predicted model, not a curated record
GGAAGUUGGGGGUGGGGGAGCUCAUGGCAUGGGGCAAACAAAGAGAACGCUGUGCCGAGGCGAGGCGAGUCAGAUGUAGUCACUUUAGGUCGCUGCUUGUCGGACCAUGUGAAGUUUAGUGAGAAAUUGGUGUCACCCCCGCUUCCCUUUCGAACGCUCCAACUAGUGUCUCAAGAUGCAGUGCGAAAUACGCGGCAUGGCGGAUAUUACGGAAGCCGGGCGACCGCCUCCGGAGUCGAUGCCCAAGAGAGGGCGAGUGAACGAAGUGUGCCGAGAAUGGCUGGUGCACGAGGACGGCGCCCUGGCCUACAAGCUGCAGAAGGAGGAAGGCGGGCUGGGGCCGGUGUUGUUGGCCGGUCGGCGGUUCGGCUAAGGUUACACUCAUUGUGGCCGGCGGGCCGGGCCUCACUGUGGCCUCAUGGCCUGCGGGCGGACUGCGGCGAGGCGAGGGACCUCUACGUCGUUGACUCGUGGAGCAGCACCUGUCGGGCAACAAGACCCGCAACGCCGUGGUGCGGCUGGACACGCCGCUGGCCAAGAGCGAGCAGCAGCGCGAGCAGGAGGAGGCGCUGGCCAAGUACCACCAGAGGGUCAUCGAGCAGGAGCAGUAUGACGCGCAGGUGGCCAAGCAGCUGGCCGCGCGCAUGGAGCGGGAGGAGCAGCUUCGGAGGAUGCAGCGAGAGCAGCAGGACGAGGAGAUGGCCAGACACCUGCAGGAGAGGGAGAAGGUGAAGCUGGAGAAGGAGAGACGAGAGCGCGAGCGCCUGGACGCGGAGUUCAUCCAGCAGCUGCCGCCUCAGCAGAUGCACCGCGCGCACCCCCAGCACUGGCAGCUGCAGAUGCAGAUACCGCCGCCGGCCAGCCGGUCCCCGGCGCAGCUGCCCUCGCCGACCACCUCGCCGCACCACUCGCCGCAGUCGUCGCAGUCCUCCCAGUCCAACGGGCAGCCGCUGCCGCCGCGGCAGCCCAAGCCGGGCACCAACUCCAGCCCGCUGUACAACCACCCCCCGCCCGUCAGCAACAUCCGGGCCUACCCCAAGCCCGCCACCUCGGCGGCCGCCGCCUUGAUGCCCGACCAGCCGUACGGGCACGGCGCCGCGGCGGCGGGCUGCGACCAGGACGUGGCGGGGGCGGUGGGGCCCGCCAGGGGGGUGAGCCCCGUGAGCCCCGCGGCGGUGGGGCCCGCGGCUUACGGUGGCCACUUCUCGCACACGCCGCCGCGCGCCGCCAGGCAGCACCACGGCCUCGGCCACCACGCGCAGGGCCACCACGGCCUCCGCGACGUGGACGGCAUCCACAGCAUCAGCCCGGCCCCGGAGGACGUGGCGCAGCAGAUCAGGCAGCUGAAUCUCUCUCGCCACGUGCCGAUGUGCGACGACCUGCCCUCGCCGGAGGAGCUGUACGAGGAGGAGGCCCGCCGACUUCAGGAGGAGAAGGACGCUGAAUUCGCGAGGCUUUUGCAAGAGCAAGAGGAGCGAGAAGGAGCUGACGGCAUUGACAGGGAUCGCUUGCUGGCCAUGGAGGCUCAGGACCAGGAACUCGCCAGGAUGCUGCAGGAUAAAGAGAAGGCAAAGCUUCGGAGGGCAAGGGAGCGCGCCAAACAAAAGGCUCUGUUGAAGAAACAGCAAGAGCAGCAGCAGAUGGACGGCUCUGGCGCGGGUCCUUCUGGUGCCGGUCCCUCCGGCUCUGGAACAUCGUCCCCCUUGUCCCCGCAUCACCCCCCACUGGAAGACGAGGAGGGGUGCUACAGCCUCCCACAUCAGGGAUCCCCAGUUCCACCACAUCCUACGGCAGCUGGGAGCAGCUUCGAAAUGGCCAAGUCUGCCUCAAAGGGACGAAGAAGGUUCCCAGAUCCAGAAGCUAUCGAAGAACUCCCUUCUCCUGGCUUUACACCACCAGGCACAGUCAACGGCACAAAUGAAGCUCUCCGGAAUAUUGCUAUUGUUAUCGACCCAACUUACCCAAGACGAUCUCCUCCUAAUGUUGGUGGAAUAAGAACUUCUCCUGUGAACACAAAUAAUCAGCAAGAUUAUGUUGAUGAGGACUGUACCAGCCCUGCACCCCCUUACAUGCCUAUUCAAGGACAAAGGAGAACUGCUUCUUUAGAAAAGAAAGCCAAGAAGAAGGCACCCAAGGAUGGCUGCAAGCAACAGUGAUUUAGUUUAUCUAUGCUUUUCACUAUUCAGUAUUUCCAGUAUCUUUGUAAAUUUAAGCUGUUAUCACUGCCAUAAGUUUGUUCAAUUCUCUUUCUAAGAAAGGAAGAGAGAUUUAAAAAAACUGAAGUAUUUUAACCAUCUGAUAAUUCUAGUCAACAUUGUACUUGUCAAAGGAAGUACAUUGAAUCAUUUGUGUAUUUGUUAAUAACCACUUAUUGUUACAUUCCUUUACCCUGGAAAGGCAGUUUGCAAAGAUUUAUUACAUGUUUUGUCAUGUCAUUUUAAGUUCUUUUCAGUUUGGAUUUUACACUGACGUCUUAUUUUGGCAUGCAUACCCAAUUAUGCAUGUUGUAGUAUUCAUUACUAACUCAAAAGAACUUGCUGACAAGUAUUUUUUCUACACAGUUUUGUUUGUGUAACUUCACUCUAAUUGACUGGCUGUUUUCUUUUGACAGCAUCAAGGGUGUAUUGAUGAUAAAAUCAAACUACUCUAGUGUUCUUAUUGGAAAUGAAAGAAAGUUUUUAUAAGCCUUGACUAUCCUUAUGUCGUUUUUUUGUUAUUAUCUUAUCUGAACAGUCUACUUAGUGGUGUUUUGCAAACAGGUACUUAAUAAUGUUCCGUCUAGUAUUCCGUCCAUUUAUGCUAAGUGAAUUAUAUUCAGGGACCAAUAUUGAGGGUAUUCCUUUUAUUCUGUUCAUUGCGUGAGAGGAACAGCGUGUUUUUCUUAAAAGACAGUAUUUGGGAGAUGAGGUGUGUUGUGAUCUCUGUUGAUUUUUCUUUAUUUUCUGGAGUUUUAUUGGAAUGUUCUUCCCUACAUAUUAACAAAUUUCACUAAUACAGUGUCAUUUGUUGCUUUCCUUUUUAUGAAAAGAUAUGCAAAUCUACCAGAAUGUAAAUUUUUUUCAUCUAUUAAAAUUUUUAGAGAGGCUGGGGUUGACCUACCCCUAGUGUUGUACAUCCAUUGUUUGUAUUUGAAAUUUCUAGUCUAAGAGCCUGAAUAUCUACAACUCUAUUGGUUGUAAUUGAUCAGUUUUUUAAAAUAAUAAUGAAUGGAUUGUUUUAAAGAAAUUUUUUUGGGGUCAGAUCAAGAGAUGCAUGAAAUUGUGUACCACCUCCACAGGAAUGAGCCUUUUCCCCUCUGCUCAUUGCUCAUGUGUAUUUUAAGAUGUUCUCUAAUUCGGUGACAGUGCUUAUAUCCAAGGGUUUUCUCUGAGCCAUCUUCAUGUAGCCUUGUACAAAAAAUCUCUGAAAAUGGGCACUUUGCCUGGGGUUUGACUUAUUUUGGAGGACUCGGACUCAUUUAUUAUUUCAUAAUUGUUUGUGCGUAAUAGAAUGACUUUGAAAUGCUAUGAACAAUCUUCUUAAAUACACAGAUUUUACCAAAA